This is a messenger RNA of Solea solea (common sole), 2019 nucleotides long. RefSeq names its product translocase of inner mitochondrial membrane 17 homolog B (yeast) (gene timm17b). Gene Ontology annotation, biological process: protein import into mitochondrial matrix. The transcript is spliced from 6 exons. Gene Ontology annotation, molecular function: transmembrane protein transporter activity. The record is from RefSeq and is a predicted model, not a curated record. NCBI's taxonomy places the organism in Eukaryota, Metazoa, Chordata, Actinopteri, Pleuronectiformes, Soleidae. Bases 48 to 575 code for a protein of 175 amino acids. Gene Ontology annotation, cellular component: mitochondrial inner membrane; TIM23 mitochondrial import inner membrane translocase complex.
AUCCAACGAGUGGAGCGACGUUUCGAAGCAACACGCGGCGCGUUUUGAUGACGUCAAACUGUCUUCCUGACGACAACAAAAACAUGGAGGAGUAUGUCCGUGAACCCUGUCCCUGGAGGAUAGUGGAUGAUUGUGGAGGUGCUUUCACCAUGGGGGCAAUAGGUGGAGGGAUGUUCCAGGCAGUCAAGGGCUUUCGAAAUGCCCCUGCAGGUGUCAGGCACAGACUGAGAGGAAGUGCUAAUGCUGUGAGAAUAAGGGCUCCACAGAUUGGAGGGAGCUUCGCUGUAUGGGGAGGGCUCUUCUCCACAAUCGACUGUGGUCUAGUUCGCCUCAGAGGAAAAGAAGAUCCGUGGAACUCUAUAACAAGUGGUGCAAUGACAGGAGCAAUUCUGGCAUCACGCAGUGGGCCUUUAGCUAUGGUGGGCUCCGCUAUGAUGGGAGGAAUUUUGCUGGCUCUCAUUGAGGGUGUUGGGAUACUCUUGACCAGAUAUACGGGACAGCAAUUUCAGAAUCCUGUUCCCUUUGCAGACGACCCCAGUCAGUUACCACCUAAAGAUGGCAGGCACUGGCAGUAACAGCAUGCGGGAUAAAGGGGCAGUUUCACUGUAGAGACCAGAAAGGACUGAGAGCAGCUGUGGACACCAAGAGACUACAGCAGGUAUCAGGUUGAGUGGGUGGUGCAGAUACUGGUCCCUACAGUGGUGUUAGGAGCUCAUACCUCAGGGACAAACUCGUUUUUGUGAAAAAGGGAUCUUCACGUUUGUAGCUUCAGCGUCUCAUGCAAUCUUCUCUGUAUCAUCUGAUGUUUUCAGUGGGGUUUUAUAAUGGUGAAUACUAUUUAGUUAGCCUUUUUUCUCAGUUUUAAUUAAUUAUGUGUCAGCUGGGACAAUCAGUGCAAACAAAGGUGUGUUUUGCUGGUUUCUUUUAGAAAAAUCUGAGCUCAACAAAAUCUUAUUCAUGUCUUUGUUUGCAGCUUCUCCUCCCCCCUGGCAGCUUUUCUUAGUCAGAGAUUUUGUCAAACAAUUCUCAUUAUCUUACAUAAAAGAAGGAAUUAUGUCACAUCUGUAUCACUAAAGAAUAAGGAUGAGUGGUUAGAAGUGGUAGCUUGGAUCAGUGAUACACACAGUUGUCAUGCACCCCUCUUUGAGUUGAUUGCUGGAUUAUGCAUUGUGCACUUUUUAAACCCUGUUUCUCUGGGCUUUACUUGUAUAUGGUAUGUUUUUGUAAAUAAAUACAAAAUAGUAGGAGGCUAAAAAGGCUCUAAAGCGGCCUUUUGUGACUGAAGGUAUUAAAUAAUAUUUUAGGAAAUGUCUAUGAUUAAAUUUGUAAAUAUUCAAGGAUAGCGUGAUAGUGUGGACUGAAAGGCUCAAUUCUUUUUUUAAGAACAAAUACACAAAACAAAUAUUAAUUUCAGUGCCAGCUAUUGGCCAAAUUGUUAUUUUCAACAGAUUGAAGAGAUUUACAAUCAGUGCAUCAGCGUUAAAUGUAUGUUUUGUUUUAUUAUAUUUAUCAUGCAGAAUUUAAUUCAAACAAUAAAACCAUCUAAUGUUUGUAAAUUGGUCUUUUUUUUUAUUUUCCUACUUCUUUUGAAAGCCUAAAAUUAUGCUCAAAUGUAGUCUAAACACAAGUCAACACCUUUUCUAGAGGGACCAAAAAUCCCAGAGAGUAAUCGGAAGCAAUUUGUUUGAAAAGGUAAUUGAAUAAGUAAUUGUUUUUACAUAAUCAUCCACUCUUUAAGUCGACAGAAAUUAAAAUAAACAGUUAAAAAAUGUUUUGGUAUUGUCAAGAUAUGGAGCAUGAUGUGUUUUCUAAGACUCUCAAACUUUGCAGGUAAGAUCAUCAAAGUCUGUGAGGGUUCAGGAUUUAAGGGGAGACAUUGGAUCUGGGCCCAUGUCUUUCUAUUUGCUGUGAAAGUGCGCCCCUGUGUAGCCUUUGUCCUGGAACUGCACCCUGCUGUUUCUGUCCAGAGUCCUGAAACAAGUUCCUCCAACCUGCUGUAAUAAACCAUCCUGUCAUCUC